Molecule: messenger RNA, 1092 nt
Organism: Ilyonectria robusta
Lineage: Eukaryota; Fungi; Ascomycota; Sordariomycetes; Hypocreales; Nectriaceae
Product: ARP2/3 actin-organizing complex subunit Sop2
Exons: 3
Coding region: 1-1092 (363 amino acids)
Biological process (GO): Arp2/3 complex-mediated actin nucleation
Cellular component (GO): Arp2/3 protein complex; actin cytoskeleton
Molecular function (GO): actin filament binding
Source: RefSeq, a predicted model, not a curated record
AUGGCCGCCCCCGAGGUUCACCACCUGUUCCACAACCCGAUUGUCGAUCACUCGUUCUCGGCCGAUCACUCUACCUUGGCCGUUACUCGAGACUCGACCAUCGAGCUGUACUCCAAGGUUGGCAAUGCCUUCAAGCUGAAGGAUGAGCUCAAGGGCCACGACAAGACCGUCACCAGUGUGGACAUUGCUCCCAAGAGCGGCCGCAUCGUGACCUGCUCUCAGGAUCGCAAUGCCCUUGUCUGGGAGCCCUCCCCGACCGGAUACAAGCCCACUCUAGUCCUGCUUCGAAUUAACAGGGCCGCGACUUUCGUCCGCUGGUCGCCUUCCGAGACCAAGUUCGCCGUCGGUUCCGGUGACCGUGUCAUCGCCGUCUGUUACUUCGAAGAGGAGAAUGACUGGUGGGUGUCCAAGCACAUCAAGAAGCCCAUUCGCAGCACCAUCACCAGCGUCGCCUGGCACCCCAACUCCGUCCUCCUCGCUGCCGGUUCCACCGACGCCCACGCUCGAGUCCUCUCCAGCUUCAUCAAGGGCGUUGAUGCCCGACCCCCCGCCGGCGUCUGGGGCGAGCGACUUCCCUUCAACACUGUCUGCGGAGAGUUCCUGAACAACUCUGCCGGAUGGGUUCACUCCGUCGCUUUCUCCCCGAGCGGUGACAGCCUUGCCUUUGCCGCUCAUGACAGCAGCAUUACUGUCGUCUACCCCACCGGACCCGAUCAGCCCCCUCGUGCCGUUGUCACCAUCUCCACCCAGAUGCUUCCCUUCAAGAGCCUGCUGUGGAGCUCCGAAGAUGAGAUUAUCGCUGCUGGCUACGAUUGCGAGGCUUUCCGAUUCCAGGGUAGCGAGGGCGGCUGGCAGCUGACCGGAACGAUCGAGUCCAAGGGUGGCGCCGGUCUCGGCGCGCAACGUGAGGAGUCUGCACUGAACAUGUUCCGACAGAUGGAUCUCAAGGGCAAGGCCAAGGAUGACACCCAACUCAAGACUGUUCACCAGAACACCGUCACCAUGAUUCGUCCGUAUGAGACUUCCGGCGACCGCGUCACAAAGUUCAGCUCAAGCGGCGUCGACGGUAGAGUUGUCAUCUGGAACGCUUAG